Sphaerodactylus townsendi is the source of this 2582-nucleotide messenger RNA. RefSeq names its product trehalase (gene TREH). Gene Ontology annotation, biological process: trehalose catabolic process. The transcript has 15 exons. Lineage: Eukaryota; Metazoa; Chordata; Lepidosauria; Squamata; Sphaerodactylidae. Bases 817 to 2010 code for a protein of 397 amino acids. Gene Ontology annotation, molecular function: alpha,alpha-trehalase activity. The record is from RefSeq and is a predicted model, not a curated record.
AGCAUGCACACCCAUUCAAGUUGGCCGGGGGGAGGACAUGGAAACUGUGGCAAGCAGGAAUUCCCAGGGAUGAUGCCCCACCUCCAUGCCCUUUAUAUUUCAGAACCACCGAUCAGAUUUGAUUUUACUUCCUUGAAAUUGCAUGGAUGAGACUUACUAGCUGUCUGUCUCGCUCUUCCCUGGAUCAAGCAUCCAUUUCUUGCCUCUGCAAGAAUGCCAGUCCCACCUUGGGUGCUUUUGGGCCUCUGUAUAGCUGUACCAGUCUGGCAGGCAGCAGAAGGCCGCUUCCCACCACCCUGUGACAGUAAGAUCUAUUGCACGGGGGAGCUGCUGAGGCAGGUCCAGCUGGCCAAGCUCUUCACUGAUGACAAACACUUUGUGGAUAGGCCAUUGAAGGCGAGCCCAGAGGUUGUCCUGGAAAACUUGUGCUAGCUGGCUGGUGAAUACUCAUCACAUCUGGUGCAGGGUGGGCCCUCCUCAGGCCCAAGGGGAGGCCAAGCUGUGGGGUUUGUGGAGUCUAACUUUUUUCCUCGUGGGCAGGAACUUGAGCCCUGGGAACCCCCAGACUGGACAGACAGGCCACAGAUCCUCAACAGGAUUUCAGAUCCGAAACUGCAGUCUUGGGUCCGGGAACUGAACGCAAAGUGGAAGCAGCUGGGAAGGAAGAUUUCCUAACAGCAGUAGAAAUCCAUAGCCCGAGCGUUAUUCCCCUGAUAUCACGGUGCUAAGCACCCACUGAUAGUGCCAGGGGGUCGAUUCAUUGAAUACUACUACUGGGACUCCUUCUGGGUGAUUGAGGGCCUGCUGCUGUCUGACAUGGCGACCACUGCCCGGGGCAUGAUCGAGAACUUCCUUUAUCUUGUGGAAAAAUUUGGGCACAUCCCCAACGGAGGCCGCAUCUAUUAUGAGCGACGAAGCCAGCCGCCCUUGCUCACCCUCAUGGUGGAGAGUUACUUGAAGCACACCAAUGAUACAGCCUUUCUGAGAGACAAGAUCCAUCUUCUAGAGGCCGAGUACCAGUUUUGGCAGAAGCAGCGAGCUGUCAAUGUCACCAUUGCAGGCAAGGAAUACCUCUUGAAUCGCUACAAUGUCCAAGUGGGUGAGCCCAGACCAGAAUCCUAUAGCGCAGAUGUGGAACUGGCAGAAGGACUCGAUGAAGAUGCCCAGCAGAAUCUUUGGGCAGAGCUACAGAGCGCAGCCGAGUCUGGCUGGGAUUUCUCAUCACGCUGGUUCCUCCCAGGACCGCCUCCUCUGCCAGCCACCCGGCAAGACACCCAGACCAGUAUGGUGGUCUCUGUCGAUUUGAACGCCUUCCUCUGCAGGGUUGAGCAGGUGCUGGCUUCCUUGUACAGGACUCUGGGGAACACUGAGAAAGCCAACCAGUUCCAGGCGGCUCACGAGUACCGAGUGGCUGCGGUCCAGGCUGUCCUGUGGAAUGAUAAAGCUGGGGUCUGGUUGGACUACAACCUCGUGCGACAGAGGCACAACGAGGCCUUUUACCCAUCCAACCUCACCCCUCUGUGGGCAGAGUGUAUCACGGAACCAGCUGCUGCCGAAAGGGCCCUGCGCUACCUGGAGGAGAGCUCUGCGCUGUCUUAUACCAAUGGGAUACCCACAUCACUGGCUCGUACAGGGGAACAAUGGGACCUUCCGAAUGCUUGGGCUCCCCUCCAGUAUGUAGUGAUUGCAGGUCUAGCCAAGUCCUCCUCUCCUUGGGCCCGUGACCUGGCUUUCACCUUGGCACAGAACUGGGUGAGAACCAACCUGGCUGUCUAUGAGAAGUACCAUGCCAUGUUCGAAAAGUAUGAUGUAGAAGGAGAUGGGAACCCAGGUUUUGGUGGAGAGUAUGAAGUACAGGAGGGCUUUGGGUGGACCAACGGUGUGAUCUUUCAGCUCCUGGAUUUCUACGGUCCCACAAUGCGCUCAUCAUUGCACAGCUCUGCGGCCAGAAACAGGCCCUUCCUCUCAAGUUUGCUGCAUAGCAGCCAUUUUUCGUUUGGGAGGCAAUAGAUGUGUGGGGGGAGGGGGGGUUACCCUUUCCCCUGAAUCUUCUCCAAGAAAAAAUCUCCUUGGCUUCCUCUAAUGGGCCGAGACAAUCUUGAACUCUUGCUUUAUCUGAGGGCAGGACAAUGAAUAAAGCUUGAUUGCGUCCUCCUUCUCCAUUACAUUUUAUAACUCCCUCCCUCCAGAUGAUAAAGCACUGCUAGAUGACAGCAAGGGUCCAAUCCUGCAUUUCCUUCCAAGAGCAAAAGCACCCAAGCAAGGGCUUUGUCAUCUACCAGUAACUUGAAUUCAUAACAUGGAAGUUCUGUUGUAGCGGUAGCCACUAUUGAUAGACCCAUGCAAAAUAAAUGUUAUAUAAACUUUUGCAAGAGCUGCUUCGAGUGCAGAAUUCCAUCAUUAACCUUGGCGGGCCAGAAGCUUCAAGAAAGUUCACAAACGGAGCAUGAAGGCAACCCUUCCUCAGACAUGGAGUGGUAUACAAAGAUACGCUGCUCCCGAAUGGGAGAUUCCAUUCUUCAGAGAUAGGGGGCAUUCAUUGAAAAUGCUGGGGGGAAGAAUUAGGACUAAUAAAAGGAAAC